Messenger RNA from Gadus chalcogrammus (walleye pollock), 5434 nucleotides. It is a transcript of the gene tbc1d7, whose product is annotated as TBC1 domain family, member 7. The record is from RefSeq and is a predicted model, not a curated record. Gene Ontology annotation, biological process: activation of GTPase activity; negative regulation of TOR signaling. Gene Ontology annotation, molecular function: GTPase activator activity. The transcript is spliced from 8 exons. The coding region runs from base 1896 to 2780 and encodes 294 amino acids. NCBI's taxonomy places the organism in Eukaryota, Metazoa, Chordata, Actinopteri, Gadiformes, Gadidae.
GUGUGUGUGUGUGUGUGUGUGUGUGUGUGUGUGUGUGUGUGUGUGUGUGUGUGUGUGUGUGUGUGUGUGUGUGUGUGUGUUUGAAAGAGAAUAGCGAGCCGGCAGUGGUGGACGAAGUAAACCAAUUGUGUACUUGAGUAAAAGUACAGUUACAUUGCAUUGAAUAUUACUCAAGUAAAAGUAAAAGUAUUCACCUCAUUUUUUUACUUGAGUAGAAGUACAAAAGUAUCUGCCUUCAAAAAUACUUAAGUAUUAAAAGUAAAAGUAUUUUUUUUUUUUUUUACUAUCACAUCAAAACCCCUACUUGAACAGGUGAACAAUGCUUUACAUUUGCCUAAUCAAACAAACAAAUAAUAUUAAUGAUCUCUCUCAAUGACCACACCACCUUGUGCUUCCAGCUCCAGCGUGACUUUGCAAUUCUACAAUCAGGACGACACCUGAGGUGCGUUCAAGUUCAGCGAACAUAGGCGAACGUUCGCAACGAACGCGUUGACAUUAAACAAUUAAUUUUGAACGAUUUUUGAACACCGUUCUAAACAAACUUUAAACGAAAAAAAUGGAUACGAAGGCCAUGGUAUUAGCGGCAGCCUCCAUGUUAAUGGAAGAGUUUACAGAAGAGGGUUUGCAAGUGGUCGACCUCGUUGAAAGCCUACUGCAGACAACCAGUACGGACAAUUCAAGAAUAGAGGGCUACGUCACCGAAGUUGUACCCACUUACUGCGAUAUAAUGUUCAAAUCGCAUUUUAGGAUGCAAAAGACAACAGUUGAAGUAAGGGUGUAGAUAGGCUAUAUGAAACGUUUUAUCUAUUGCUUUCUGUGUAGGAAAGGAGUAAAUGAUUUCAAUAUAGUUUAGUUUAAUGCCAUGGCAACGAAUGUCACGUAGCCGAAGAGAGCACCGCGAUCCAUCUCUGUUUGUGGAGAACUACCUCUUCAGACAGUUUGCCUAUGUUCGUAAACGUUUGCUUGCUUAUGUUCGUUUAACGAAAAUGUUUAAAAUCGUUCGAACGUUCGCCUAUGUUUGCGAUUCUGAACGCACCUCUGUUGUUAACUUCAGCAGAUAAUCGCGCGCUGGGCGCUGCCGCUUAUUGGUUAUAGUCGCGAUACACUUUGACCUUUUUGGUAUUUUAUUAAAAAUAAAAAAGGAACGAGUGUUUCUGUAAAUGUAAAGAAGUGAAAAGUAAUAAUUUUCGCUUUAAAUGUAGUGAAGUAAAAGUAUAAAGUCUUACCAAAUAAAUGUACUUGAGUAAAGUACAGAUACAUGGAAAUGUUACUUAAGUACAGUAAUGAAUUACAUGUACUUCGUUAGUGUCCACCACUGCGAGCCGGUGCUUGCUACGUUUACAUGAUGACGGUUUGAACAGAAGACGCAAAAGUGGCGUCGCGUCUUCAUUUUUUAUUCCGCGUUUAGACGAGCGUUUUCGGGAGGAAAUCUGCGUGCAUACGUUGACACCAAAAGUGUGGAAUUUGAUUGGGUAUGCAGUGUUUCCCCCAGUAAAUGUCUCAGUCAAGGUGGUAAGCAGUCGGUGGUGUUGUUGGCCGAAAAAUUUUGGGGGUAUUUUGCUCAAAGAUGCCAGUACGCAUGAAUGAAAUAAACGACUGUUUAUUUCCAUAUAAAUAAACAACAGUAGGUACAAAUGUUGUGCAAACAUGCAGACACUACAAAAUAAAAUUAAAGAAAAGUGCAAAUUAAAUACAAAUAAUGGACAAUACACUUAACUUUUGUAUGCAAAUUCAACUAUUUACAGUUCCUUUUUUGGAUCUUAUUUGCGGCACAGCUGACAAGAGGCAUCAGUGCAUGCAAUUCUGCGUGGCUGUGCAAAGAACAGUUCCAGCGCCCUGCUGUAAUUGAACUUAGACACUGGUGGGCCAUUGAUGCUGAUCUUCAUGCAGGCUAUAUGGCUGACGACCCCCAGAGAAAUUUUCGCUCUGCGUAUUACGAAAAGGUGGGGUUUCGAGGAGUGGAAGAAAAGAAAUCCUUGGAGAUUCUGCUGAAAGACAACCCUUUAGAUGUUGAGAAACUGAGCACUUUCAGCCAAAGGUUUCCCCUCCCAUCAAUGUACAGGAUCCAUGUGUGGAAAGUUUUGCUGGGUAUACUGCCACCGCACAGUGACUCGCAUGCUCUGGUGGGAGGAUACAGAAGGGAGCAGUAUGAGAACAUUCUCGAGGCCUUGGAGGCAAUGAGGUUCAUCAAUUCAUCCACUCCGAACACAGAGGUCUACCUGCGCAUGUUUCAGCUGGAGGGCCAAGUUCUGCCGCGACGGUCCGAAAUCCCUCCAAUGGGGGAGGAAGAUGAGGACUUCCUGUCUAUUAGCAGAGCCAUGGAGGAGAUUGUUGUAAAUCCUAUGGAUUGCUAUUGGCUAAUAAAGUGUUUUCACAAUCAGUUCAACACCAAAUUUGGAGAUUCGUUACCCCAUCUUCCCAAGAGUCUGCAGCACUACCUGAACCAGGAGGAACCCCGGCUCCUGAAUCAUCUGAAAAUCAUGGGCGCCUUGGCCCAGCUGCCCUAUAACCCCUGGUUCAACCGCUGCUUUGCUGGCACCUUGCCAGAGUCUAGCCUGCAAAGAGUAUGGGACAAAGUGAUCAGUGGCUCGUGUAAGAUCCUGGUGUUUGUUGGACUUGAGAUUCUGCUCAGCUACAAGAUCAUUCUCAUGGGCAUGAACCGGCCGGAGGUUGUGGUGAAAUUUCUGGGCAAUAUACCCCAAGAGAACACGGAUGCCAUCGUGACCAAAGCCAUAGACCUAUGGCACAAGUACUGUGGCACGCCGAUGCAUUCUGUAUAACCGUGUGGACCUAUAGGUGCCGAAGGACUGUAAGCACAGCGUUACGAGACCCACCAUCAGCUUUAAAGAGAAAGCGAUGGCAUGACUAAAAACUCAUCAUCAGUAGACUUGCCCCUUGACUCGCCAGUUCAUUUGCGGAGGUCUUCAAGACAAAAACAUGUUGGAAAAUACCACAAGGAUGCAGACAUGGACUCAGUGUUAGUUUUUUCCUUAGUAUUUAUGUUUCAUUCUUUAAGAAACUGCAUACAUUAUAGAAGACUCACAAUAAAUUAACAAUCACAUGCAGUUUUUCCCACUAUACAAAAAAGUUUUUUUUUUUUUUUAGAUCACUGGUUGCUUUAUGUACAUAUGUAAAAAUUCUGACAAUUAUAACAUUUGUCAAAACAUUUAAAAAGUAGUACAAGGUACAGUAAGAUCACUGACCCUUCUAAAACACAAGCACACACCCAUUCGUACACAUUCAUGAGACCGGGUAACCGUCAAUUGAGCUGUAAGUGUACUGUAAACAACAUUUGAAUAAAGGGUGGCAGGUUUUUCUGUAUUCAUUAGUGCCAGGGUUGCAUUACAUUUGUAUUUGAUAUCGUCCAGAAAACAGGCGUCGUAUCAGAGAUUAUGCAAAGACCAAGAACUAAUACCAGGAGGAAUGUCAAACAUUAAAGCAACUCAAGUUCUUUUUGGAAAAAGACCCUGUCUCGGAUCCUCUGUCAUGGUCAUCGUGGUGUAAUGUCUGUCUUUUACCAACAAUUAGAAAAGUAAAAGGAUGAGUACAUUAUAUUGGCAAGACUCAUGAUCAGUAUCAACAGCCAAAUAAAAAUGGCUGUUGGGGAAUUCCUAGUUAGUACUAUCAAAGAAUUGUCUUACCGUGCAGACGGUAUAUAUACCAAAAAAAAAGUCCCAUUUUCUCUCGCAUUAAAGGUUAUAGCGGAUAAGUUUCCAAUGCGAAAAGUCAGUCUGCAGUUGUUUAAUCCCUGUAAAGGAGACUGUAGGCACAGUGACACAGUGGAUUGCGGAGCUCCCCAAACCCUUAUUCUGGGAUGCACUCAAGAUUACACCUGCCAUAUCAUUUUGUGGUGCUUUGGUUUCAAACUGGUAGUGAAGCUGUCUGAAAUAUCCUAAUGUUUGAGCUCUUGAAUGCAGCCCAAAAAUAGGCAGAAAGACAAAAUCUAAGAUUAUUGCUAAUAUCGUGAAUCGGUAAAAAAAAAAGACUUGUCGGGAGGAGUGGUGGUGGUUGUGGUACAGCUGCCUUAAGAUCUAUAGUAAUGAUAUUUGUGAUAUUUUAUGUAUGGUAAUGUUCAAUGGGAGUCACAUAUACAAGUACAAUUAGAAUGUGCCAAAGGCAAAUAGUCUAAGAGUUUGGUCUAGACAGGGAACCAAAAAUAUCUCAGCAUUAGGAACUCUUCUCCUACCAAACCCCACAUUGGCACAAAUACCUUUAUCAGAAUUUCUGAAGUCCAGCUUAGCAGAGUUCUGCAGAAAAACAAUUCAGCAAAGUAAUACCCCACCCCUUCAUCAUAAUCAUAUAAACAAUGACUACAAUGAAAAUCCGUUGGGAGGUUGGGGGGAAGCCAUUUUCUCUCUGUGUGUCGCUUUUAUGCAUCGGUCAUACAUUCCUGUGGUGGCACUAGAACACAGGUAAGAGUGGGCUACUGUAGUAAAAGAUUGUUCUUUCCAGGCAGCUGCUGCGGACAACACCAGAAAAUAUUGUAGUAUUCCAGGGGCAGCAGUCCAGCCACUGUGGUGUAUUAGGAGAUUAGGAAAGUAUACUGCUAUGGAGGGGUUGGAGUUUAUGGUCGAUGAAACCUGCAGGAAAAGGUAGAGUAAACACUUUAAGGCUAGGCAAAACCCAGUUUUAGUUAAAAACCUAAGAGUUUAGAAAAAUGCAAUCUGAGCAGUGCUGACAAAAGGUUUUAGAAGAAACAGACGCAUUGGGUUCCAUAGGACUAAGCAAGGCCUGUUCAAAUGUGACCAAAUCCCACGUCACACUUGCUCGAGCAAGGGUACACAGCCAAUAGAAAUCAACCACGAAGGAAAAGCUUUUUUUCAGCAGCAGACCAAACUCUAUUGUAGAGAUAAUUUCCCUGUAAAUAAAUAAAUGUUCACCAACACUUCAAAAAAAGGUGAUUGGGGGGUGAGCUAAGUCAAAGUCCCAAUGAGGACAGAAGCAUAUCCUGUGUGACUGAGAAAACAAAUACCUACCUAGUAAAGUGACGGCUGGACUCGUGCACCUCCAUCUCUGUGCUUUUGAACUCAUUCAGCUCUUUCCUUAUGGCAGCCUGAUGCAAAAAAAUAAACAGGAAAUAUGAAUUCUCUGCACAAAUCACGUGCAUGUGUACCAUAUACAAAAGGGUAUAUAAAUGUGUUUGGGCCUCAACCUUAUCCAUUGCGGUCAGUCGUGUCCAGGGCUUAUCCGCCCGCCUGUCGUAGUCCUGAGCCUCCGCCACUUCCACGUAGUCACUGAAGCGGAUCAGAAUCUUAGCCUCCCGCAGUUCCUCCACGGUGGGCCUCUGGCUGAGCUAAGGGAUGGGGAAGAGGAGGUGAAUCGUUAAGGUGGAGGGAAGAGAGAACCGGCUCUUUGCCGAGGACAUGCGGCAUGCGAGGCCUGGGUGGCCAGCUGGUGCAUCCAACACUGAACAGAUGGCGGCCAAAGAAAAAAG